CUCUCCUACAGUAAGUCUCUGAUCUCCGAAAGACAGAGACAUUGGGAAAGAGUAAGACAUGGUGUGAGUUGAAGCAGAAAAAUCAAAAGCUCAUAAACUCAGAGAUUACCCAUGGCUUCUUUCUCUAGUUCACCACUUCUUUACCUGUCGAAAAACCCUAUUUCUUUUAACUUCCCGCCUCCAAUAGUCUUCUUUCUUCCCUGUAAUCGUCAUGUGCCCUCGCUUCACCUGCGUUCCUGUGCCCUAAAAACUGGGUCGGACGGAGGCAGUGUUAGGAGCCGAGAUGGUUACAAUUCAGAGUUAUUGAGAAAGCCCGUCAUGUCGCCGAUAGAUGACGAUGCUGGUUCUGCGAAGGCAGCCGUUUCGGAUAGUGACGUCGGGGAACCUGCUGAAGAAGGAAAGAAGGGUUACAAUCAGUCGGAAGAAGAUGAAUGGGUUGAUUGGGAAGAUCGAAUUUUGCAGGACACUGUGCCGCUUGUUGGUUUCGUCAGGAUGAUCCUUCACUCUGGAAGAUACGGAAGUGGUGACAAACUGAGUCCUGAGCAUGAGAAGACAAUUGUAGAGAGGUUACUUCCUUAUCAUCCUGAGGUUGAGAAAAAGAUAGGAUGUGGAAUCGACUACAUAACAAUUGGAUAUCAUCCUGAAUUUGAGAGUUCUCGUUGCUUGUUCAUAGUCCGCAAGGAUGGAGAGUUGAUAGAUUUCUCAUUCUGGAAGUGCAUAAAAGGUUUGAUCAGGAAAAACUAUCCUUUGUAUGCGGAGAAUUUCAUCCUUAGACAUUUUCGACGGCGUAGAUCCAAAGAAUGAAUGAACCUAUCAAGCACGUACCACAUACCCUUCAUUUAUUGUUGUAUUUAGAAGAAGAAGAAAAAGUUGAAAGGAAAUGCACAAUGGCUUCAUACUAUUGAAUUAGUAUUGUGCAAAAUAUCAUUGUAUUUGUAACAAGCAAUAGGCAGGAAGGAAAAAAUUUUCCUCUUUUCAAAUUUUCCUUGAAAUUUGGUUACUCUUACUAUGGGUUUUGUUUGUUACACACCAAGGAAAUCAGUUGACAGGCUUAAUA
This is a messenger RNA of Telopea speciosissima, 1057 nucleotides long. Its product is annotated as protein DCL, chloroplastic. The transcript is spliced from 3 exons. The record is from RefSeq and is a predicted model, not a curated record. Gene Ontology annotation, cellular component: chloroplast. The coding region runs from base 112 to 804 and encodes 230 amino acids. Gene Ontology annotation, biological process: chloroplast rRNA processing; chloroplast organization. Lineage: Eukaryota; Viridiplantae; Streptophyta; Magnoliopsida; Proteales; Proteaceae.